UCACGGAUAGAAAACAGCUGCUCUUUCUAUCCAGCUUCCCUUGUUAAACAACAAGCUAGUUGUAACAGACUGUUAGUAAAUACAGGGGAAGGAAAAAGCUCGUAAGCUGAGCCUGGUCACAUUGCCUAGUGUGAUAUAGUUUUAUUUUUAACAUCCAGGCACUUGAGCUAUUUCUGCAGAAGUUUUCUCUCAGUCUCCCCUUAUUCCCUGUUUCCCCUGGGGCUCUACUUCUCUUUUCAUCAACUGUCUGUUCCAAGCCAGGAGACCUAUGUGUGGUAGAUGUCCUUGCAGGGGAUAUAUGAUUAAGUGACUGUUCCUUUUUAACAAAGAGAACAAAAGAAGUUAAUGGGGGCUAAUUCUCAUGUCUUGAUCAAUUAUACUGAAAUACAUCUACUGUUCUGAAUGUAGCUAUGACAUUUCAUAGUAGCAGUGCUUCAUCUCUCAAAGGAAAGAAGGAAGAGCUAAGAAGCAAGAAGACGUGUCAGCGAUAUGGGCAGGGUCCAGAGACCUCCAGCCGGACAGCACCGGCAUUGUGAGAAAUGUUUCCAUCGACAUUGUCAGGUUCCAAUAGAGCCAAGUAUCUCCUGCUUGGUGAUCAAUUGUCGCCGGCUUUGUGGAGCAGCUUUCCACAUGUGCAAGGAGGAAGAACAUGAGUUACUUUGUCCCCUAGAGCAGGUUCCUUGCCUCAACUCUGCUUAUGGCUGUCCUCUCUCUAUGGCUCGACAUAAAUUGGCAAAGCACCUUCAGGUCUGCCCAGCCAGUGUGGUCUGUUGCUCCAUGGAAUGGAACCGUUGGCCAAAUAUUGACUCAGAAACAAUUCUUCAUGAGAAUAUCAUGAAAGAGCCCCACAGUGAGGAAUGUUUGGACACAGCUCUGGCCAUCCAGGAUCAAAACAUCCUUUUUGGCUCCCUGAAGAUGGUGGAGCUUUUCCCUGAAUCCAGAGAGUUCACUGAGGAGGAACUGGAAAUGGACAGUGAUGCCAUUUUGGAGGAACAAGGAGCAGUUGGUGGGGUGGACUCUCAUUCUCUCUCAGCAAGUGGAAUGUCACCUAACGGCGAGAUGGUGGAACUGAGCCAGCAAGAACGAGAGGCUUUGGCCAAAGACAAAGAAGGGAUGGAUCUGGCCAGUUUUGGGAAAUGGGAAAACAUUUUCAGCAAAGAACAUGCGGCUUCAAUGUUAACAAAUUCAUCAGCAAAUCCUGGGGGCAAGAGUAGUCAGGACGCAGGGAAAGAACAAGCUUCCAGUCAGGGCAAUGCUUCCGAGAAGGAUGCUAGCAUGGAGAAAGAAGGCGAGUCAGACCAAAACAAAGAUCCGUACAGGAACAUGGAAACGAUGGGACUCGCACCUUGGCAAGAUGGAGUAUUGGAAAGACUGAAGGCAGCAGUUGAUGUAAAGGACUAUAAUAUGUACCUGGUGCAUAAUGGGAGAAUGCUGAUCCACUUUGGCCAGAUUCCUGCUUGCACACCCAAAGAAAGGGACUUUGUUUAUGGCAACCUAGAGGCUCAGGAAGUCAAGACUGUCUAUACCUUCAAAGUUCCGGUCAGCUACUGUGGAAAGAGGGCCCGACUUGGUGAUGCAAUGGGAGCUAGUAAGCCAAGUGAACACAAGGCCACAGAUACCUCAGAUUUGGGAAUUGAUGUAGGAGAACUACCAAAAUCGGAUCUAAUCAGAACCACCCUUCUGUGUGCCAUGGAAAGGGAGCUGAAGGGCCAUAUCAUCUCCGAAUCAAGGAGCAUCGACGGACUCUUCAUGGACUUUGCAACCCAAACGUACAAUUUUGAGCCAGAGCAAUUUUCCUCAAGUGCAGUACUGGCAGACCUCACUUCUGAGAGUCCCCCGGGGCUCCACGUGGAACUCCACAGUGAAUGUGUGACCAGAAGACAUAAUAAGAGUAGCUCGGCUUUUACUUUUACUUGCAACAAAUUCUUUAGGAGGGAUGAGUUCCCGUUGCAUUUCAAGAACAUCCACUCUGAUAUCCAGUCAUGUAUCAAUGGCUGGUUCCAGCAUCGCUGUCCACUGGCCUACUUGGGCUGUACCUUUGUUCAGAGUCAUUUCCGACCUCCAGGGCAAAGAGCCAAAGUGAUCUACAGUCAGAAACUCAGGACGUUUGCCAUCAAGCCUGAGGUUGCUCCAGAGCUGGGGCCUAGAGGGAACAGCCAGAGGUCGCUGACCAGCCUGCCCCUAGAGAUACUGCAAUAUAUUGCAGGGUUCCUAGAUAGCGUCAGCUUGGCUCAGCUGUCCCAGGUGUCGGUCCUCAUGAGAAGCAUCUGUGCUACACUCUUACAAGAGAGAGGGAUGGUCCUCUUGGAAUGGAAGAAAAAGACCUAUUCCCACGGGGGCACUGGCUGGAGAGCUCACAAAAAGAUCUGGCAAUUCAGCAGCCUUUUCUCCAGAAUUAACAGCUGGCAGUUUAACGAAGUCACCUCCAUGUCAGAGCACUUGAAGACUUGCCCCUUCAAUAUUGUGGAACAUAGGACAGACCCAGUUCUUCUGACCAGCAUGUGUGAGCAACCCAAGCAAGCCAGGAAGAGCUUGGUCUCCACCUUCAAACCUAGAGCAUAAUGAAGAAAUCCCUCAGAAGGUGCCUAUUCUGGUGUUGCUCUGUCUUCCUCCAGCCUCCUGGAAGGAGACCGUGUUGUGAUUUUGAGAAUCAACUUCUUGUGUCUCUGUGGAACACUGGGUUCUUAGAUGCUUCAGCCAAUUCACAGAGCGUAUUCACUCUUUGUUGUAGCUUUUUAGAUUUCCUAUAUUACUCCCAUCUCCACCUUGUAAGUGAUUAAUUUAAUUUCUUUUCUGUGUAAGAAAUCAGUCUAAAGGAUAGCUUAUUGGAAAAGAAAGUGGCUCAUUAGGCAAUCAGGAAACCAAAAAAAGACUACAGGUAUCAGGAGAGGAGAAAGUAAAUUAAUUACCCAAUAGGAACAGUCCUGGCAGCCCUCCCUAUGAACAGGGUUAACCACCAUUCAUUAAGGCAUCACUUAGAGAAGUUCCACUUCUGAGGGCCACAGGGGCAAGGGACUGCUCAUAGACGGAAAGGAUAAAUUGGGGGACUUCAGAGUUGCAGCGAUUUGGAGAAGUGCCUCUAUGGGCCUAGGGAUAAGGCAAGGGCCAUAUAGGUGGAACAAGUACACAGAACAAAUAAAUAAGAAUACAUUUCUAUGUAUAACUUCAUUCAUGGAAAGUGUGUUGUAAAUUCAAAGCCAAAAUAAAAUUGUUCCUGCCCUCAGAGGAGUUUAUUAUAAUCCACAGAUUUUAGAACCCUUGGUUUCUCCCACCCUCAUCAGGGUCUUUCCUUGAGAAAGGAAGAGAAGAAUAAAAGGAGAGAGAAAAAGAAAGAGAGAGAGAGAGAAAGAGACAGAGACAGACAGAGGCGAGACAGAGAGAUGAUUACAUGUAACAAAAUGGAGACACCAAACUAGCUGGCAUGGAUGUCACCGUUAGGAGAAAUGGAGAAAACACUGGAAUUUAUCAUUUAUAGGGACAAGCCAUAGCUUUGGGCAUUAGUCUCUUUUUCAUAAUGAUGUAGAAUUUGGGGAAAUCUGAUUUUCCUUAUUACAGUUCACUAUAAUCCACAAAUGUUUAUUAAGCAUAGUACGAGACAUUUUACUAGGUUUUAGGAAUAUGGAGACAAAAUGAAAAGGAACUUACAAUCUACUGAUUGGGCAUACAGAAUAUAAACAAUAAGUCCAUAUGUGACCGUUUGAAUAGGAAGAGAACACUAUUCCUCACUGUUCUAAUAACAUUGUGUUCUUUUGAUACAAAGCACUAUUUUUUUCAGAUUAUAACAAGCAAGAUCUUUUUGUAGUUAAAUCAAGCAGUGAAAAAAAUUAACUAAGAAUCACAAAUGAGCACAUUGCUGCUUAACAUUGAAGAAUACUACUUCAGAAUCUGGCUUGUAGGUUCUAUGUAUGCUCUGGCCUAUAGGCAGGAAAAGUAAUUAAGACAAAGAACAACGGGAAAAGCCACAGACUUAUUAAGAAGAGAAUUGGGGUUGUACCAAGAUAGUGAAUAGGGACAGAGAGAUGGGAAAGAAGGCGUCUUCACACACUGUAUUUUGGAUGAUUAGAGAUGGGGUGGGGAGAAGGGAAGCAGACCAAGAAAGACACUCACAUGGGUUCUAUUGGCAGCCCACCCCCAGCUGUACUUUGUAAAUUUACUCUGUAAAUUUGAUCAAAAUUAGUUGUAAUUGUAAAUUGAUCAAAAAGAUUAAUGAUUUUGAUAACUGACUCCAUAGGCACAUAUAUCCACUGUAAGUAUGUCUUAGGGUUGAGGAAUAAAGUGAUAAAGAGAAAAGGAAAUUGUUUAGAGAGACUGGAGAUCUAAAAACUGGAUGAUUGGUAGGACAGAGGUGUCAGUGGGUAGGAGAAUGAGAAUAUAGGAUUAACCACAGAUUAGUGAACUAAGAAACUUUUAAGUGAGCAUAGCAGGACAUGUAAAGUAGUUUAAGGAGAUUCUUAGGAGGAGGAAUACUCCUAAGCUUGAAACAGAGUUCAGUUAGAAUUAGAGGAAAGAUAGAAUUCUAAACAAGGGUCUCAAACUUUUGUGUGUGUGUCACGGACCCUUUUGGCAAUUUGGUGAAAUCUACAGACCCAUUCUCAUACUGUUUUAAAAGACAUAAAAUUGCAAAGGAAAAUAAUAAUAUUGAAAGAUAAUUACUAAUUUUUUUAAACAAGGUCACAGACCUCAGGUCAAGAAUCCCUAGUUUAAAAAGAUGAGAUUGUUUUCUCAUGGAUUAGGAAGCUAAGAGAAUGGGUUCUGAUUUGUACAGAUAGAAUUAAGGUGGGGAAGGAGAGGUAGAUGGAGACAUAAGAGAUAAAACAUAAUGUCCCUAUUACAUGGUAAAAUUAAAUUAAUAUGAAUUAAAUUAGAUUGCAUGUACUUGGAAGUUACUUACAUGUAUGGAGUAUACCUGUAUGUAAUAAAGCAACUUGGCUCUGAA
Antechinus flavipes (yellow-footed antechinus) is the source of this 4936-nucleotide messenger RNA. It is a transcript of the gene FBXO40, whose product is annotated as F-box protein 40. Lineage: Eukaryota; Metazoa; Chordata; Mammalia; Dasyuromorphia; Dasyuridae. The transcript has 5 exons. The coding region runs from base 490 to 2562 and encodes 690 amino acids. Gene Ontology annotation, cellular component: cytoplasm. Gene Ontology annotation, molecular function: ubiquitin protein ligase activity; protein binding; zinc ion binding. The record is from RefSeq and is a predicted model, not a curated record.